Molecule: messenger RNA, 1002 nt
Organism: Rhipicephalus microplus (southern cattle tick)
Lineage: Eukaryota; Metazoa; Arthropoda; Arachnida; Ixodida; Ixodidae
Source: RefSeq, a predicted model, not a curated record
AUGGAAGUAUCUGUAGAUGCCAUUUUGCAGCAAAAAGACUGGAUCGUUCAAGCCCAUGUCGGUCAUCACGUACUACACCUAAAGGUCGACACUGGCGCCCAAGCAAAUCUGCUGCCGUACAGCGUGUAUAAAAAAUUGCAGCUCAGGUCGCGAUUAAGGGCCAGCAACUCUGUUCUACGUACGUAUGACGGAGGAAUCGUCAAACACCUGGGUAUUGUCACUGUAAAACUGGCGCUCUCCACCAAAGCAACCGACAUCGACUUCUUUGUCGUCAAGAAAGGACGUCAAGCGCUAUUAGGACUACAAGCAAGUGAGCUGCUCGGCUUGUUCUCACGCUCGGUGAAUGUAGUUUCUACGACUACAAGUGAGCAAGUCGUCAAGCAGUUCCAAGAAGUGUUCAGCGGCACGGGAUGUCUUCAACGGCAAUACCGGAUGGUGCUGCGGGACGACGCCGUUCCUGUCAUCCAGCCAGCUCGACGGGUGCCACUGGCACUACAAGGGCCCCUCAAACAGGAACUCGACCGCAUGGAAAAGGCAGGCAUCGUGGCCAAGGUACAAGAGCCUACGGACUGGUUCGUCCCCGGUAAAGAAUUGGUUUUGGCCGACCUGCUGUCGAGGGCUUCCGUGGGACCACCAGACGAGGAGGCGGACGAAGACGUCGAGAUUCAUGCCGUUACAACUGUGCAGGCACUGAUCAGCGAGGCCACGCAAGGCCAGCCCAUUGGACGACGGCCGGUCCCCAGGAGAGCUGCUUCAAGGUCGGCGGCAUCCAACGAAGCGCCAACGCCGGGUCCCACCAAGCUUGCACUGCUGCUCAGCAUAGCCGGCGACGACGCUCCCGAAGUGUACAACAACUUCUCCUUCGACCAAGGAGAGGACCGGAAUGAUUACGCCACAGUAAUCAAGAAGUUCGAUGAGUAUUUUGCCGAGCAGCUAAAUGAAGUGCAUGAGCGCUACGUGUUUCGUCAACGCGUUCAAGACGAAGACUCUCAACGGCUGUGA